GGCGUUGACGAGGUAGAGGCAAAACGAAGUUGUGGCAGUAGCGGUGUACCGGCUGUUUUUGUGCGUAAUUCUACUUCACCACUCGUCACUGACCGCAGUUUUCCAUACACAUCAACCGUGCCGCAAGAGUUUGUCCAGCCAACCAGCAUUAGCAUUAAUUGGGCAUCAUCAUCGUCAACUGGAGCUCGACGGCUGUCUUCAAUGGAAAGCAUCACGGAGCGUCGAAGUAGCGAUGACUCAGCGAUGGAAGAGCGAAAAAAUGCUGUUGAAAUUGCGCCGUGCAACGUGCAGGCUGAGAGCUUACCGUCUGAAGGCGAUAUUCAACAAGGUGACGACACUGGUAAAGAAACUGCUAGUUCAGAGAGUUGUGCCAUGUGUACUGAUGUAUGCACAUGCAUAAGAAAGUCAUCGAAUGAUGAAGAGCCGCAGCCAGAACGAAGGAUUGUCUGCCCGUACGAGCCUUUUCUUCGUUCUGAUUGA
Haemonchus placei is the source of this 480-nucleotide messenger RNA. NCBI's taxonomy places the organism in Eukaryota, Metazoa, Nematoda, Chromadorea, Rhabditida, Trichostrongylidae. The record is from the annotation of a GenBank genome assembly.